Messenger RNA from Archocentrus centrarchus (flier cichlid), 3190 nucleotides. It is a transcript of the gene inpp5l, whose product is annotated as inositol polyphosphate-5-phosphatase L. The transcript is spliced from 16 exons. Bases 570 to 1754 code for a protein of 394 amino acids. Gene Ontology annotation, biological process: phosphatidylinositol dephosphorylation. NCBI's taxonomy places the organism in Eukaryota, Metazoa, Chordata, Actinopteri, Cichliformes, Cichlidae. The record is from RefSeq and is a predicted model, not a curated record. Gene Ontology annotation, molecular function: inositol-polyphosphate 5-phosphatase activity.
UGGACUGGACUGAUGCCCUCAUCGUUGGUUUAUCAUUGAUAAACUUAUCGCAAGGAACACUGCAAACCAGCGAGCGAAGCAAAUGGGCGGAGCGCCUGGUGUUCAUAACAAAACACCGCCUGCUUGGCGAAGCCUGUCCGAGGGUUUGGGAGCAACAGAUGCGCCCUCUAGGCUCCUUUAGCCGUCUAAGAAGCCACUAGUCCAAUUAACGCAGAGGAGGCGGAAAUCCACAAGUCUGGGCAGGCAGGCAGUUGCACAAACUUGUUACCGCUCCCCUACUCUACGACGAUGAAGAAGACGCGCGCCUCUCAACAGGCACAAGAUGACGACGUGAAACCGCAGCCCGCCAUCAGUGAACAAGUUGGACCUGAAGCAAGAAGGCAUCCGUGAGAUGCUGGUGUGUUGUUUCGAGGGAUAGCAGGCAGUCGCGAUUCGGGCUCUCGACACAUAAUAUAAGCCUCGAUAAGCUCCCGCGGAGUUGCUGCCGCGGGCCUGCAUAUGCGCGUCAUUGGCGACGCUGCUGCUGCUGCGGAGUUUCCUCGGGCUCUUGGUGAAGGCGCAUCGUUAAUAUGGAAACGUUCACCGAUGUGCUGCUCGUCACCGCAAAUGUCGGGUCGCUCUUUGACAAUGUCGGUGAAAUUCAAACUGAAUGGUUACAACAACUAUACAAGACCAUCCACAUCUACAAGCCACAGUUCAUUGCCCUGCACUUCCAGGAGGUGGGAGGGAAGGACUACAUGUUAAACAUGGGCCACGCAGAAGACUUUUUCUGGACCCUCGAGUCCAGUGAAGAAAUGAAAGACUUUGACAGGUCUUGCAUUUAUGUGGACAACCAGUUCCAAGUAGAAGAUAGCUUCACGGCUUUGGGGAGCAUGUACUUCAUCCACAAGACACUGAAAAAUAUCCAUCAGUAUGACUUUAAUGUUAAGGAUUUUAAAGCGGUGUUGGGGCAGAACAAGUAUAUGGGCUCUCUGGACAGGGUCACCACUGUGGAGAAAGAAAAAUUCCCAAAGAAUUUCUGGCCAGAUUUCAAGUGGUCCAGAAAGGGCUUCAUGCGGACCCGCUGGAUUAUACACAACCAAGGUCUAGACCUGGUAAAUAUCCACCUGUUCCAUGAUGCCUCCAACCUUAUUGCCUGCAACUCCAGUCCUUCCAUUUACUCAGCCAACCGCAAUAACGCUCUCAGAUACGUCAUCAACAGGAUAUCAGACAAUCAGCACAUGGUGCUGCCUUUUUUUCUGUUCGGAGAUUUCAACUUCCGUCUGGAUACACUUAGUCUGGUUCAGUACCUGUCCACUGCUACCGACGUGCAGACAGUGAAGAAGGACAGCAGUAACGAAGUGGAGAAAAUCAUAUGCGAAGAAAAAGACAAUGACCGCCAGGUUCUGCUUCAAAUUGAGGAGAAGCUUUUUGCCUACCUGCACCAGGCGGUUUUCAGAGAGGACAAUGGCAGAGCACUUUUGAAAUAUGACAAAGAAGUCGCAGCCUUUCAUGAUGUCAUUAGGGAAGAGGACAUCAUGUUUCCGCCAAGCUACCCAUACAGUGAAGAGUACACUAAGCCAACCCAGUACAUGAAUACUCGCUGUCCUGCCUGGUGUGAUCGUAUCCUUAUGUCACAUACUGCCCAAGAUUUAAUCCUCAGGAGCAAUGACAGCGAGAACAGUGUUGUUUACAACACAGUGGGUCCUAAUGUCUGUAUGGGAGAUCACAAGCCUGUGUUCAUGUCCUUCCCACUGAAGACAAAUGACCACUGAGUGAUACAAUGGUCUGUAACCAUAGCGUCGUCGGAGUUCUGCCACCGAGGCUCAACAGUGCGAUUGUUCUCCGCUGCAACCUUCCCAUCAGCCACCCGCAGAGUUUCACUCAGCCUGGGCUAAACUCACUGCCACAUGCUGUUGACCACAAAUCUCGUAUCAUGAGCACAGAUUUAUCAGCGCAUGUCAAGAGUUUUUGAGAGCUGUUCCUCUUUGCUGCUUGCUCUCAGAUUUUAAGUCCCCCCCGUGACAUGAAACCCUGUUGUCAGCGAGGAUGAUCCUGCAGGUCCUACCUGCAGCUGCACAUUCGUGCAGUGUGCAUAGCGAUAUUAUCUUGAAAAAGGAAAUAUCAAGCCCCGCUGGUUAUCUGUGCAUGUGCUUUUAUUUUGUUUUUGUUUUUUACGUUCUAUUUAGUGCAUGUAUUUAUUUUGCCCUUGCUGUAGCAUUUUAAACAAUGAGGGAGACACAGAAGUUGUCACGUUUUGGUGAUCCAGUUGUCACGUUUUGAUCAUCUUCAGUGAUAAUACAUGAUGCGUGAGAGAUUUCCUGCUGGCCUAUUUUAUUCAUACUUGUGGCUGCUUCAUAUACAUCAGCUCCAGCCAUGACAGAUUGGAUUUUUAAUAGUGGCAUUAUGAAUAAAUGACACUAGAUGGGCAAUUUUUAAAAAAAAAGAAAAAAAAAGAGAGUAGAAACAUUUUAUAGCAACAAACCAUGUGCAGCAUUUGAUCUUGGCAGUGGUGGGAGCUGAAUGAAUUACCAUGACAUCCAACUGAAUUUAUGUAUCUGUUAAUUUUACCAGCUGUAUUAUACACAUUAUACCAAGUGCUUUAUUUCACAGUGACGCCGAAGCUUUUGGCUGAUCAGUUCCUCUCUCAGUUUGUGAUGCAGGAUGUCUGGAUUUAACGUUAUUGCAUUGCCAAAAAAAUUAUGCUGUAAUUAUACUGUAGUACUUACUUCCAGCUGUAGUCAAGGAAGGUCUGUUUUGAUCACUUACCAUCACUAAAACUUCACAAAAUCCUGUGCAUAUACACACAUGUGCACCCACACACAGCGGAGAUGGCACUGUUUGCUUUUGAUUUAUUAUAUUUCUUUGGUUCCUAGUCUCAUACUGCAGCACCAAUGUAGUAAUAUUAUGUGCGACAAGUUUAAACCUUUGACCUGGCUUUAAUGAGGACUAAUUGAAUCUAUUUAAAAUGUGUUUGUUUCUUUUUGAGUGUUUCCUGGGAGUACAUUUUCCUGUAAAAAUGCUUUUUGAUGCAAGUCUGAACUGUUGUGUAAUGUUUGUACAAUGUGACUGUAGCCUCAUCAUAACAAGAAAGAGCAGUGCAUUUGGCUGUAGAUUUGUAAUAAAUGCUUUGUCACAGGAGUGGAGUUGGUUACAAACACUACAUUUGUGAUAUUUCACUUUUGUAAAUAAAGUGCUACCCCCUGAAUUA